Sipha flava (yellow sugarcane aphid) is the source of this 810-nucleotide messenger RNA. RefSeq lists its product as uncharacterized. Lineage: Eukaryota; Metazoa; Arthropoda; Insecta; Hemiptera; Aphididae. The transcript has a single exon. The coding region runs from base 1 to 810 and encodes 269 amino acids. The record is from RefSeq and is a predicted model, not a curated record.
AUGACAGGAAAAUAUCAAGGAGUUCAAUCCCGAAUCUUAAAUAUAAAUCCUCGAGCAUUUUUUACUCCUUGCGCUGCCCAUAAUUUAAAUUUAGUCCUGUGUGAUGCUGCUAAAAAUUCAACUAUAGCCAUUACAUUUUUUGGUAUAAUUCGACGUGUUUAUACAUUAUUUUCGGCAUCAACAUAUCGAUGGAGUAUUAUUAAAAAACAUUGUACAAUAUUCACGGUUAAACAAUGGUCAGAAACGAGGUGGGAGAGCCGUAUAAAUAGCGUAAAAGCUUUACGUUUUCAACUCUCAAGUAUUUUAAAUGCUUUAGAAGAAGUUUCUGAGACAGUUAAUGAUUUGAUGGCCCAAAGUGAGGCUGUUUCACUAUCAAAUGAAAUCGGUAAUUAUGAAUUUAUAUUGAGUCUUGUGAUUUGGUAUGAUAUUUUAACAGAAGUAAAUAUUGUGAGUAAAAGUUUACAAGAUCAUAAUACGGAUAUAAAUACUUCGGUAAAAAUGGUUCAAAGUCUUAUACAGUUUUUGCAUCAAUAUAGAGAAAAUGGGUUUAAUUUUGCGAAAAUUGCUGCUAAAAAAUUAGCCGAAGAUGCCGAUAUUGCAGUUGCUUUCAAAAAUCCAAGAGUAAGAAAAAAGACGAAAUUAUUCGAUUAUGAAAAUGUCGACGAACCUGUGUUAAAUAAUGAAGAUCGGUUUCGUACAAAUUAUUUUUUCAUCGUUCUUGACCAUGCAAUACAGUCGAUUGAGAAAGGCUUUAAUCAGUUGAAGACUUAUUUGGACAAUUUUGGAUUUUACAUCGCAUUGGCAAGUUGA